AUGAAUCUUGACGAACUUUGGAGUGAAUAUAAAAGUAACCGAGACGGUGAUCAUUAUACAGAUAACGCUUCUGUAAUUUUUGUCCCGACAGCUUCUGGCGCACGAGGUUAUGAUGCCGUUAGACAAUUCUUGGCAAAGGCAUAUGAUCCUCGCGUACUCAAAAUAACCGAAAGACCAGUUUACAGAACAAUUGGGACUGAUUCCGUCGUUGAAGAGGCGGAAAUUACAAUUCUUUUUGUUAGCGGCGAUGGUGCUUGGAUCGUACCUGGUGUUGACAGUAGACACACAAUUGAUAACAAAGUCGUCAUUCCAAUGGUAACUUCGGCAUUAUAUGAAGGUGAUAGAAUCUCUUCAAUUCGCGUUUAUUGGGAUCAAGCUUCUGUGUUGAAACAACUUAAAUUAAUUUCUGAGAAGAGUCCUUGGCCAGUAAUAACUGACAAACAGGUUGAUGCAUUGAUUAAUCCUCCAAAUGUACAUCUCAAUCCAUUUAGUAAAAAUCUUCUCAGUGCUGGUUUGUCGCUAAUGAAUUCCAAUGCGCAAAUGAAAGUCGAUGAGCAAAUAGAACAACAACAACCUCGUCGUAAUAUCCAUACUUCUAGCCGCGUUAGUCAACCUGGUGGUACUGGUGGCAAAUCUUCAAUAGUUUUCAGCCACGAUACUGAAGAUCCUGCUGCUAGUCGUACCAGAUACAAUUCAAACAAGAAUGCUUCACAUUUCUCUAUUGGUGAAAAUGACAAUGACGAUAAUAUUUCUGAAGCUGGUUCAAUCACUGGUUCCAGCAAACGACGAGGAAAAUCUCAGUUUGAAUCAGGUGUCGAAUUUGGUACCAAUAAAUCCGAACAUUCAACUCGCCGCAUCUUAAAACCUCCUGAAUCUCAAAUCACCUUUGGUUAA
Entrophospora sp. SA101 is the source of this 894-nucleotide messenger RNA. The record is from the annotation of a GenBank genome assembly. Lineage: Eukaryota; Fungi; Glomeromycota; Glomeromycetes; Entrophosporales; Entrophosporaceae.